AUGGCCAAUUUAGGUUCACGUCAAAGAAUGGCAGGAAAACAUAUCAACUACCAGUUGCCAAAUCUCAGAGCAAGCAAAACUUCAUUGAAGGAAAGUGAUCCUCGGAACAAGCACAGGAAACUCUACACUCAACUGGUGUCAGCUCAGCUCAAGAUACAAGACAUCAAAUCACAGAGAUCAGCGCUUCUUUUAGAAAUCAGCAAAAUCAAGCAGAUUCUAGAGCAAGAGAAAAACAUAAUUGCUGGCUUUCCUGCUGCACUACAGCAGAUGGAUAUGAAGUCCUUGGAGGAGGAAUACAAAGCGCUGCAAGGUGAUAAAUCUGGGGAAGUUGAGUACUUCCAGACUCUUGAUGAAACAAUUAAUGGGAUGAAGGGAAUUUCGGAUCCUGUCAAAUGCCGUUGCGGACUGGAGUACAAUGUAAAACUUGUUGGCGAAGCCGUGGAUAUAAGCUAA
This is a messenger RNA of Miscanthus lutarioriparius, 453 nucleotides long. The record is from the annotation of a GenBank genome assembly. Lineage: Eukaryota; Viridiplantae; Streptophyta; Magnoliopsida; Poales; Poaceae.